AAACAGAUCGCAAUAAAGUGACCCGGAAGGACACUGUAGCUUUCGCGGGAUUGAGUACCGGUAGUGAUCGAAAUAGGUUACCAUGGUAUUUUUUUUUCCAUAGCGACGGCAGCGUUUACCCUUAGCAACCAUGGCGGAGAGCAAAGAAGACGGUACAAAGUCGGCUUUAGAACAAGUCGAAGAAUUAAGAUGCGCAAAUGCCUUUCUCCAGACAGAGAAUGAGACGUUCGAGUGUUUCCUCAGUCGGAUGGACUCUCUCAGCUUGGGCUCACCGCUUGCAUCCCAGAUGGAGAAGGAAGCGGGGUGUGGAGGACGAUCUGAAAGCAGCGAAACAUCUCAGGAGCCGUCGAAUCUCCUGACACUGGAACAGAAGUGUUACAUCGCAGAGAGAGAGCUGGAAGAGACGAGGAGAGAGCUGGAGCCGUCCGACACCACCAGUUUAUCAAGAAAUGUCAAUUAUUAUAAGGCUGCUAUAGAAAACUCGGACAGGCGUCUGGUCCAAAUUAAGAGGGAGAGGCAUGAGUUUGAAGAGUUUGUUGCUAAAAUUCGACAGACAACACCGGUUCAGGCACAGAGGGCACAAAAGAUCAUCGGGUACAUCGAGCGGCAAAUAAACACCAAGGAAACGCUGACGGAAAGGAUUCGCAGGAGAAACAAGUUUUUGCGGAUACAAAACUGGAAGCAGCAGGUCAUGGUGCAGAGGAAGGAACAGAUGCAAGAGAAGCUGUCCAGGAUCGAUUUGGAGCACCUGACUCAAAAGAACACCCAGUCACGCGAGUUUCUGCAGAAGUUCCAGGAGCAACUGCUGCAUCACAGAAUGCUGGUUCGAAAGAGCCAACAUGUAUUGAACCUUUUCAAGGAGCGGCUCAAGAAGGAAGUGAUGGAAUCAGAUUCGCUGAGCAGAAAAAUCGCUUUACAUGAAGAAAAGCUGUCAAAGAUCAGAGAGCAACAGCAGAAGGUCGAGAAGGAGCGAGCUCAGGCCGAGGAUCUGAAUAAGAAGCUGAAAGAGCAGUCGGCUAAUUUCCGUGUCCCUGAGGUCAUGGAAUACGUCGAAGCCAAGGCCACGAAUGAUCAACUCAGGCAGACCAUCAAGUCCUUGGAGCGUAAAGAGAGGAUUGCUAAGAUGACAUCGAAGACUAAGAAAAAGAGUCCAGGAGACUUGGGAGGCUGCAGUAAGAGCGAGGAGCACUAAUCCCUGAUCAACAAACCCAUCAACCUUUCGAUCGAUCGACC
Tachysurus vachellii is the source of this 1233-nucleotide messenger RNA. It is a transcript of the gene cfap263, whose product is annotated as coiled-coil domain containing 113. The transcript is spliced from 8 exons. Bases 131 to 1192 code for a protein of 353 amino acids. The record is from RefSeq and is a predicted model, not a curated record. Gene Ontology annotation, cellular component: axoneme; ciliary basal body. NCBI's taxonomy places the organism in Eukaryota, Metazoa, Chordata, Actinopteri, Siluriformes, Bagridae. Gene Ontology annotation, biological process: cilium assembly.